AUGUCGGGCCUAACAGAGGCUCAUGACUCAGACUCAGAGGAGCAGGUCGUGGGUGCCGCCGCCGGGGUUGCUGGCAUUACUGAGUCAAGGGAUGCAGAGGCCGAACAAAAUCCUCUAGGACUUAAUACACGAGCGCCUGGUGCUUCGACGGCUUCGGCUGGCCUUAGCAUUGGGGCACGGGCGGCACGGGCAAGGCUAAGGAGGUCCCCGUGCGUGCUGUGUGGGACUCCGACUGACAUGCGACCCGGUCAAAUCACAGCCAUCUGUGCCCGCGACAGAGGCCGACAAAGAAGCUUUCAUGAUCAGGCCGCCCGUGCAGGCAAACUUGACGAUUUGUUGGAAGUCAUGCGCGAUCAUCCUGAGACAUAUUUCGAGAUCUUCCGUGACUGGCUGGCUCAGCGACUUGGCUGGUUGGAUGAGUUGGAUGGUUGGAUUCUGUUCGAGUCGCGCUGA
Molecule: messenger RNA, 453 nt
Organism: Symbiodinium sp. CCMP2592
Lineage: Eukaryota; Dinophyceae; Suessiales; Symbiodiniaceae
Source: the annotation of a GenBank genome assembly